AUGGGAAAGCCAGUGUACAUAAAGAAGAAUGAACCAAAGAGGGUGAGAGCCAGGUGUAAAGAUCCAUGUCCAUGGUAUGUGUUUGUCUCAAUUGAAAAGGCACUUGGCACAGCAGAUUUGGUUGUGAAGACAAUGUAUGACAAGCAUGAAAACUGUAAUCAUGCUUGGAAAAAUAAAAAUUUGAAAGCCAAUUGGUUGUCAAAUAGAUAUAUGGAGAGAAUUAGAUCAAACACUUGCAUGCCAACUUGGGAGAUUAGGCAAACAGUGCAUGAGGAGUAUCAAACCCAAAUUUCUAAAUGGGUGGCUUCUAAUGCGAGGAAAUUGGCUGUCAAAAUGAUACAAGGGUCGGCUGAAGCCCAAUACAAGAAAAUUUGGGAGUAUUGUGCUGAGAUAAAGAAGACACAUGAAGGGAGUACAAUGGAGAUAAUGUUUACUCCAUUUAGAGGACCAGGGGGUAAUCCUAAAUUCAUGAGGUUAUACUGCUGUUUAGGACCACUGAAGAAGGGAUUCAAGGAUGGCCGUAGGCCAAUAAUAGGCCUAGAUGGUUGCCAUCUAAAGGGGAUUUAUAAAGGACAGUUACUAACUGCCAUUGCUGCAGACCCGAAUAAUGGAUGGUGGCCUAUUGCCUGGGCAGUUGUGGAGAGAGAAGCAACUGAGCAGUGGACUUGGUUUCUCAAAUAUCUAAGUGAGGACUUGGAAAUCGAAAAUCAGUGUCACUAUACCUUUAUAUCAGAUCAGCAAAAGGUAUGA
This is a messenger RNA of Coffea eugenioides, 750 nucleotides long. RefSeq lists its product as uncharacterized. The transcript has a single exon. NCBI's taxonomy places the organism in Eukaryota, Viridiplantae, Streptophyta, Magnoliopsida, Gentianales, Rubiaceae. The coding region runs from base 1 to 750 and encodes 249 amino acids. The record is from RefSeq and is a predicted model, not a curated record.